AUGCUGAUUGAUCUGUCUCGAAAAGAACACGACCUAGAGCGUACGGCAACAGGAACUGAACACACGGUCGACCACGUCAGACUUGUGCCCCGGCCUUCCGACGACCCAGCAGAUCCCUUGAACUGGUCACUAUGGCGCAAACUGGCCAUUCUUUGGGCUUCCUCCUUCUACUCGUUUGUGAACAACUGGAAUUCUUCCGCGGUGGCUCCUGCCAUACCGAUCCUGGCUGUCGUGCUCCAAAAGGACUUUGCACAGCUCACUCACCUUGUUGCCGUCAAUGUGCUCUUGGCCGGUGCUGCCAAUCUGUGGUGGGUGCCUCUGGCUAAUGUCUAUGGUCGCCGCCCGGUAUUGCUGUUCUGCACUCUGCUCAUGACCUUCUCUACCAUGUGGUGCGGCCUUGCAGGAAGUUUCAACAGCCUCCUUGCUGCUCGAGUGGUGCAAGGCAUCGGCAUCGCGGCUGCAGACGCGGUAGCCCCCGACGUUGUGGGAGAGAUCUUCUUUGUCCAUCAAAGAGGCCGCGCAAUGGCCAUCUAUACAGUUUUCUUGGCUCUGGGUUCUCUGGUCGGCGGUGUUACUGGCGGGUACAUAGCUUCGGCAUACGGCUACAAGUAUAUCUUCUGGAUCGGCACCGCACUUUCGGCCGCGUCGUUUCUGUUCAUCUUAUUCUUACAGCCUGAAACCUUGUACGACCGCGUGGUCCCGGCAGCGCCCUACAACGGUGCUCAUACCCACACAGACAAGGAGGAUGGCAGCACAAUGGAGUCCAAAGGAUCCGACCACAUUGCACAUCUGGAAGAAUCCUCCUCUUAUCGACCCUUCACCUACGGCCGAAGCCUCAGAGUUGGCGUGAACCGAGGAGGAUUGUUCCGAGCCCUUCUUCGGCCCUGGGCAUCUCUCUUAUUCCCGGGCACUUGGUUGGUGAUGCUCCAUUACGGUGGCCUGGUGGGUGGCAUUGUCACCCUCUCCACCGUGGGUCCGACGCUUCUGGCCAUGCCACCGUAUCUAUGGGGUGCCAACGUCGGUCUCCUCAACGUUGGCGGCAUCAUCGGCACCCUACUCGGUGCUGUAUAUGCUUACCUGACAGCGGAUCGCCGCAUAACAGCCUCGGCCAGCCAUGAUUCCGGCGGACAUGCUGAACCCGAAACCCGGUUGCCGCUGUUGGCACCUCCUCUAUUCAUUGCCACCACGGGUAUGUGGGUGUUUGGCUUUUCUGCUCAAUAUCCGGGUCCUACUCGCUGGGUGGGCUUGGAAUUCGGGCUGGGCAUGUUGGCUUUUGGACUCAUGUCGGUACCCAGUAUCGGCUUCAACUACAUCAUUGAUUCAUACAACGCCAUCAGUGGCGACUGCUUUGUGAUGAUAGUGUCGUUCCGCGCUGUCAUCUCAUUUGCGUGGACCUUCUUUGUCGGACAGUGGGUGACCAAAAGUGGUCCUGCUGAGCCGUUCGGUAUCUUCGGCAUGCUACUCGGCAUCUUCUCGCUGUUGACGAUUCCUCAAUGGCUGUACGGGAAGCGGACCAGGAUUGCCACUCAAAAAUGGCUUCCAAAGCGAGCCGAUCAUUGA
Messenger RNA from Capronia coronata CBS 617.96, 1560 nucleotides. RefSeq lists its product as uncharacterized. The transcript is spliced from 2 exons. Gene Ontology annotation, molecular function: transmembrane transporter activity. Gene Ontology annotation, biological process: transmembrane transport. NCBI's taxonomy places the organism in Eukaryota, Fungi, Ascomycota, Eurotiomycetes, Chaetothyriales, Herpotrichiellaceae. The coding region runs from base 1 to 1560 and encodes 519 amino acids. The record is from RefSeq and is a predicted model, not a curated record.